Eruca vesicaria subsp. sativa (arugula) is the source of this 1015-nucleotide messenger RNA. NCBI's taxonomy places the organism in Eukaryota, Viridiplantae, Streptophyta, Magnoliopsida, Brassicales, Brassicaceae. The record is from the annotation of a GenBank genome assembly.
AAAGUCAUUCGCUAACAACAACAAACUCUUGAGUAAACAAAACAAUCUCUCUUUUUAGGCGCAGAAGAGAUCAAUCCAUUAAUGGCGGAUACGAUCUCAAACCCAAGCAUGGAACCUCUAUUCUUCUCUGUAGAUCCAAUGUCUCUCAUUCUCUCUCAAAAUUCCGACACACAUCAGCUUAAACUCUUGUUAGACGGUUUAUGCGGAUUCGAGAGGGGACCGAGAUACGACGAAUACUCUCGAUUGCGUGAAUCAAAGCUUCGCAUGAAACGAGAUUUCCAGAAAUUUCUCGACGAAGAAGAAGAAGAAGCAGAGCCGAAGAAGAAACAAGUGAGGUUCAAGGGUGAUUCCGUAAUUUCACGACAAGAAGAAGAAGAAGUUGUAGUUACACCGGAGAAGAUAAAAAAGCAGACUCGGUUUGGGUUUUCUCCGAGAAAGGCUCCAACUUCUUCUUUGGCUCAGUCUGUUCCUGAUUUCUCCGCCGUGAUACGUAAAGAAAACCGCCGUCCGGUUAACUACAACACUACCCCUCCGCCCCUGUCUUCGAAGAGCAGAAACGGCGGCGUUUUGACGGGAUCGGCUUCUUCUUCCAUUGCCGCCGCGAGAGGGAGCAAAUCGGCGAAUGCAGGGGAGAAGAAGAGUAAAGGGUUGAUGGUAAUGGCGCGGAAGAGCUACGCGAACGUUGAGGAUCUUAAGAAGAUAUCAAUGGCUGCCGCUUCGGCUAUUAAUGGCGUCGGAGCCGGAGGGAGAAAAGUCGUUGGCGGUGGCCGGAGCAUUUUGGGUUACCGACAAGUCUACUGAUGCUUUGAUUUUUUUUCCCGCGAGUUUGUUCUUUGUUCAGUUGUAUGCUUUUUGAUUGAUGAGAUGAAAUUCUUGAUUUGGUUUUCUUUCUUUUACAUUUUUUUUGUUGUGUUUGUGAUUGAUUUGUUUGUAGAAAAUAAACAUACAUUCUUGAUUUUAAACUCGUCUGAUUCUUUCAAUCAGUUCUCCGCGAGACAGGUUUCCGUUGUCAAAU